Messenger RNA from Sporisorium graminicola, 1095 nucleotides. RefSeq lists its product as uncharacterized. The record is from RefSeq and is a predicted model, not a curated record. NCBI's taxonomy places the organism in Eukaryota, Fungi, Basidiomycota, Ustilaginomycetes, Ustilaginales, Ustilaginaceae. The transcript is spliced from 3 exons. The coding region runs from base 1 to 1095 and encodes 364 amino acids. Gene Ontology annotation, cellular component: fungal-type vacuole; plasma membrane.
AUGCUUGAUACAGCGAUCUACACACUUCUGCUCGUCACAGUCGGGGCCAGCGCGAGCUUCAGUUCGCCCAACGUUAGCAGCUCAGAGGCAAGCACCAAGACCACUCGAGCCGUCCUAGCCAGUGCAUCGCCCAGCGGCAUCCUCAAAUAUGAGCCCAGUAAGGGAGGCAACUACGCUGUAGGCGUCACGUACGCGCUCUUCAGUGCAAUCCUUUUCUUCUUCAUCUUCCGUCGCAAGGAUAGGUGGGCUCUAUGUUUGCCGAUCGGCUGUCUUUGUUCUGCCAUUGGAUUCCUUGUCCGUCCUUCCCUCGAUCCCUUCAACUUCAGCCUCGGACUCUACAUCAUUCAAAGCAUGUUUGUGGUCAUCUCCCCCGCGGCGUUUCUGGCCUUCAACUAUUUGCUGUACGGAAGGAUGAUCCUGGCAGUGGACAGAGAUUUUGGAUGCUCAGGAGCCGAGGCACAAGCGCUCGAAAGCCAGCCGCUGACCGCGACGCAGAAGAUCACGUUGCUCCACAAGGCAGGCGGACCCAAAGGGGAGAAAUCUCGAUUCUCGUUCAUCCCACCUCGUAUUGUUGGUCGUGUAUUCGUGUGGAGCGAUGUGCUGACGUUCUUGGUGCAGGUGGCAGCUGGUGGAUUGCAGGCUAGCGGGGGUAGCGACAAUACGUCUAUGGUCGAUGUGGGCGACAAGCUUUUUCUGGCUGGCGUCAUCCUUCAAGGUCUCUCGUACAUCUUGUUCACGCUGCUCUUGACUUAUGCUACUUGCCUGGUGAUCCGAGACGGAGCUCGCACACAGGCCGGCGCGCAGCAGUCGAGCAUGAUUUUUGGGCUCGAAAAGCCAGUGUUUGCGCUGGUUACCGGUCUCUACUGUUCGUCAAUCUUCAUCAUUGUCAGGUCCAUCUACCGUAUGAUCGAGUUUGCUCAAGGUUACAGUGGCUAUCUGGUGUCGCAUGAAGCGUACCUGUUCGCAUUGGAUGCUGCUCCCUUGCUGGCGGCUGUUGGCAUUUGGGUGUUGAUGUGGCCCUCGACACUUCUAGAACGGAUUUUCGAGAAGAGAUCGAGAGACGAUUUUUUUGCACUGUCCAAGACCGCUGUCUAG